Molecule: messenger RNA, 379 nt
Organism: Dibothriocephalus latus
Lineage: Eukaryota; Metazoa; Platyhelminthes; Cestoda; Diphyllobothriidea; Diphyllobothriidae
Source: the annotation of a GenBank genome assembly
CGGACCUGAUAGAGAACACACAGACUUCGUGUGCGUGGAGCUCUUCGAUGGCAAUGUCUACUUUGUGUACGGCAUUGGAGACCACUAUCGACACAUUCAGCUGAAUCCCGAGGCCAUAAAAGUUAACACUGGCACCGCGCACCGCGUAUACGUGGAGAGGACACCUGAACACCGUUUUAUUGUCAAAUACAACGGCAUGGAGGUGGAUGUGGACCAGGGCACAAGUGCGCAUCAGGCCGAGUUCUCCAGCUACACCUACAUCGGCAGCAUCGAUCAACCGUCUCGCCUGCCCUGGGUCGUAUGGUCGAGAGAAAACUUUGCAGGCUGCAUCAACUCCAUCCGCAUAAACGACGACAAAUUUCUGGAUCCCGCCUCGUAA